UUUCAAGAUGACACGAUUGUUCCCGAACUGGAAGCAACCACUGAUUGGAUGAAAGGGAUACGCCCCGCACGAGACCGGCACGAGCAGAACACCGAAUUUUUUCGGUCGGAUGAUGGGGGUAUUUAUUUAAGGAGUUUACGGAGGGUGCGGGGAGGAGAAGAGAUUCUGGUAUGGUACAGUGACGAUCUGGCCAGAAGGUGUGGAGUUCCCUUCUUAUCCCUAGUCAACAUACAAGGUAAAGAAUGCUAUGCUUGUGACUCUUGCGGCAAGACAUUUAAGUAUCCGAACCCCCUGAAAGCCCAUCUCAGAUACAGAUGUAACGACACCAUGACUCAACAAGAACAUAAACUCUUCCGACCAUUUCUGGACUCUUCUGUUACAGGAAGUGGACACACUUCUUUAGAUCAAAUGAAAUCCGGAGUAGACCUAAGGCUUAGUGCCAGUGCAUUUCAUUCUCCCAAAAUCAGGACUCUUCACUGCCCCACAGCAGAUAUCCAGUCAUUUGAUGUUCGGCACUUUCCGCCACUCUCGUUCUUUCCAAUGUCUUUUGCUCCACUUAUGACUCUGCAAUCACGUGACUUCGUCUACGGCAAAUUUUUGGCGCCAUAUUUUUUACCUGCUUCCAGGGGAACUAUAUUUGAAAGAUCCCUACACGAAUGGCCAGAUGAAAUCAAAAACAGACAACCACGUGGUGCCUACAAUGAAAAUGUUAACGGGUUCAAACUUCCGCUUCCCACGGACGUAGAGGGGGAGCCAUUAGACCUCUUACCAAAGUCUUUCUUCGCCGACAAAUCUCAGAAAGGUCAUCUUUGUUUAUACUGUGGAAAACUUUACUCCCGAAAGUAUGGUUUGAAAAUCCAUCUCCGUACGCACACAGGAUACAAACCUUUAAAAUGUAAGGUUUGCCUUCGCCCAUUUGGAGAUCCAAGUAAUCUAAAUAAACACGUGCGUCUCCAUGCUGAAGGACAAACUCCGUACAGGUGUGAUCAUUGCGGUAAAAUUCUAGUCCGGCGGCGAGAUCUGGACAGACAUAUUAAAUCACGUCAUCCAAAUGUCCCGGUCAAGAACGAGACUGAGGACGAGAUUGUAGUCAUCUAGAAUACAAGAAA
This is a messenger RNA of Saccostrea echinata, 1109 nucleotides long. Its product is annotated as PR domain zinc finger protein 13-like. Gene Ontology annotation, cellular component: nucleus. NCBI's taxonomy places the organism in Eukaryota, Metazoa, Mollusca, Bivalvia, Ostreida, Ostreidae. Bases 49 to 1098 code for a protein of 349 amino acids. The transcript has 2 exons. The record is from RefSeq and is a predicted model, not a curated record.